AUGUCGGUCGUCGAGCGUGUCGAGACUAUGACCAAGGACAAAUCCAUGGCUGAGGAUGCAGACAACAAUGGCACCAAGUCGGUCAUGAAGGCUUCCAGUCGUGAGGAUAUGAGUGGAGAGAUGGAGACCGGGGAAGUGCACCGAGUCGAGGAGAAAUAUUACAGCAAGGUCUCGGUCUAUCUGAUGAUGCUGUUUGCCGGUCUAGCACUUGGGUCUGAUGGAUAUAACGCUUCAGUCAUUGGCAAUGUCGAGUUGCUGUUCGCAGUGCUAUAUCCCGAAGCAUUGACUGAUGCCAUGUAUUCUCGGCUAUCCAACGCAUUCUUGGUCGGCAUGAUCAUCGGAAUGCUGGGAUUUGGCUUUGUGGCCGACCAACUUGGCCGGAAGACAGGAGCGGUGCUGACGACGACCCUGCUCGUGCUGGGUAUUGUAUUGAGUACGGCGGCCAAUGGCGCCUCUGACAAUGGGAUGAUGUGGAUGCUUGUCGUAGCUCGAGGAGUUGCCGGAGUUGGUGCAGGAGGAGAGUAUCCUGUUUCUUGCGCUGGUGCACUAGAAGCAUCCGACGAAGGAGCCCAAUACCGCAAACAGCGAGGCUUCAUGUUCGCGCUUGUCGGAGACCUCUCGGCCUCGCUGGGCUACUGCUUCGGCGCGCUGGUGCCGCUCCUCCUCCUUCUCUGCGUCAACCAGAAGGAAAGCAAGUAUGAAGUGGUAUGGAGACUGUCCUUUGCUCUGGGCAUGAUCCCGCCCGUGUCAAUCUUCUGGUUCCGCAUCCGAAUGGCCGUGUCGACCGCCUACCGCAAGUCGAGUCUGCGGAAACAGAGGAUCCCAUACCAUUUGAUCGGCAAGCGGUACUGGCGCCGUUUGCUUGGUGGCGCGUCGACCUGGUUUCUAUACAACUAUAUCAGCAUUCCCUUUGGCAUUUUCAGCUCCACCAUCGUCUCCAGAGUCAACCCGUCCAGUUCGCUGGUCAAGACUUUAGGCUGGGGCGUGGUCAUCAACGCCUUCUACAUCCCAGGCGCUUUCAUCGGAGGACUUCUGUCUGACAGAAUUGGACGGAGGAAGACCAUGGCCUUGGGCUUUGCUCUUCAGGCCGUCCUCGGUUUCGUCUUGGGUGGUGCAAACAAGCAGAUCCAGAAAGUCUUCCCGCUGUUCAUCGUCCUGUAUGGUGUCUUUUUGACCUUGGGAGAGGUCGGUCCAGGAAGUACCGUCGCCAUCGUCUCAUCGGAGCCCUUCCCUACCUCGGUCAGAGGCCACACUACCGGUUUCAUUGCUGCUUGGUCCAAGGCCGGAGCUGCCAUCGGCACGCAGGUCUUCACCGCCAUUCUUAACGCAUACACCGACGACCCAGAUAAAGGUAACCAAAUAGCCUUCUUGAUUGGAUCCUGCUUCGCCCUGCUCGGCGCUUUCCUAGCAUUCUUCCUCGUGCAGGAUGCCAACAAACAUCUGGACGACGAGGAUGACAAGUGGAAGAUCUAUCUUGCUGAGCAUGGAUGGGAAGGAUCGUGGGGUGAUAACGAGACCAGAGAUCCUGCUGGUGUCCUCAAAGGCCCACUCACGCGCGUAUCCUAA
Messenger RNA from Capronia coronata CBS 617.96, 1566 nucleotides. RefSeq lists its product as uncharacterized. The coding region runs from base 1 to 1566 and encodes 521 amino acids. Lineage: Eukaryota; Fungi; Ascomycota; Eurotiomycetes; Chaetothyriales; Herpotrichiellaceae. The record is from RefSeq and is a predicted model, not a curated record. Gene Ontology annotation, molecular function: carboxylic acid transmembrane transporter activity. Gene Ontology annotation, cellular component: plasma membrane. The transcript has 5 exons. Gene Ontology annotation, biological process: carboxylic acid transport; transmembrane transport.